AUGGUGGUUGUACGUGUGGACGAAGAGUCGCAAUCGCUGAUUCGCGGGCCGAACGGGCUGAAAGUCCGUAAGAGACGGGCCAGUUGCUUGAGAUUUGGCUGCUACACUCUUUUAGGAGUGUUCUUUUUGGCGGUGUUUAAUGUUAUUUUCUUGCCUCGAACUUCCAUUAGUAGGGAUUGGAACCGAUUGCAUUCGAUUAAAGUAUCGGAUGCAGACGUAAAACGCACGUUAUUUCAGUCUGUCAAUGCUUCUAGCAUUCGUGACUGGAGUUAUAAGUAUACUCAGGAACCUCAUCUCGCCGGUACUAAUUAUGGCUUGGUUGAGUGGACUAGAGAUAAGUUUGAAGAGUAUGGCAUUCCUGCUGAGAUUGUUUCAUACGAUAUCUACUUGAACUAUCCUAGAGACCAUGCGGUCAAGCUGUUGAAUGAAGAUGGAUCUGUACAAUUCUCUGCCAGUCUUGAAGAGGCGGUUAUUGAGGAAGAUCCUACUACUAGCCGUGAGGACCGAGUCCCUACCUUCCAUGGAUACAGUGCUUCAGGUAAUGUAACUGGUCAGCUUAUUUAUGUCAAUUACGGCACUAGAGAGGACUAUGACCAACUUAUUGCCAAGGGUGUUGAUUUCAAGGGUAAGAUUGUCAUUGCUAGAUAUGGCGGCAUCUUCCGUGGCUUGAAAGUCAAGUUUGCUCAAGAUUUGGGUGCUAUUGGAGCCUUGCUUUACUCUGAUCCUGGUGAUGAUGGUGGAAUUACUAUCAAGAACGGUUACGAAGCAUACCCUAAUGGUCCAGCUCGUCACCCCUCGUCUGUUCAAAGAGGCAGUGUUCAGUUUUUGUCGCUCGGUCCUGGUGAUCCAACUACGCCUGGUUGGGCUAGUAAACCUGAUUCCAAGCGAGUUGAUCCAUAUGACACUAUCCCUAGUAUCCCCAGUAUUCCUAUCAGUUACGAGGAUGCUUUGCCAUUGCUCAAGGCUAUCAAUGGCAAGGGUCUUAAGGGAUCUGAUCUUGGUGAGAACUGGGUCGGUGAGCUCACUGACGAAUUUGACUACUCCGUUGGUCCUUCUACACUCGAAGUCAAUCUUUACAAUGACCAAGAUUACGAUAUUAGACCAACUUAUAACGUUAUUGGAAAGAUUGAAGGUAUUAUUAGCGAUGAAGCCAUUGUCAUUGGUAACCAUCGUGAUGCAUGGAUUGCUGGUGGAGCAGGUGACCCCAAUUCUGGUUCUGCUGCUCUGAUUGAGCUUGCCAAGGCUUUUGGUGAGUUGAAGAAGAUCGGUUGGAAGCCUUCUAGAACCAUUAUUUUGGGUUCUUGGGAUGGUGAAGAGUAUGGUUUGCUCGGAUCUACUGAAUGGGGUGAAGACAAUGCCGAAUACUUACAGCACCAUGUUAUUGCUUACCUCAAUGUCGAUGUUGCUUUCAGUGGAAGCAGAUUUGGUGCUAGUGCAUCCCCAUUACUGGACAAUGUUCUUAUAGAUGUCACUAAACAAGUGCCUGCUCCAUCUGGUAACGGUACUUUGUAUGACUUGUGGUACUCUCAAAACGGUGCUCGCAUUUCAAGUCUUGGUUCUGGUAGUGACUACACUGUAUUCCAAGACUAUCUUGGCAUUCCAUCUGUCGAUUUUGGAUUCGGUGGUGGCAAGGGUGACCCUGUAUACCAAUACCACUCGAACUACGAUUCGUUCUAUUGGAUGGACAAGUUUGGUGACAAGGACUUUGCUCACCACAGUGUCAUGGUCAAGGCCUGGGGUCUUCUGACCCUUACUCUUUCCGAGACAGAGCUCAUCCCGUUCAAACUUGCUUCCUACGCCAAACUUCUUGAUACCUAUCUUGAGAAGACCGAAUCACAGCUUCCUAAAGAGAUCUUUGACGACGGCGAUGACGAAUAUGACGACGACGACGAUUUUGAUUUUGACUUUUCUGAAGAGAUGAGUGUUGAUAUGGCCGUGGCUAUUGCUAAUGCUGACAGCUCGGCUCUUGCAUCUGUCAACCCUGUCUCUUCAACCGAUGUUUCUGACACUGAAGUUGAUGCUCAACAAAUCUUCACCAGACCCAAGCACAGAAAGCCUAAACACCCUAAGAGAAAGCUACAUAAGGAGGCUAGAAAGGCAUUUGAGAAGCUUCGGAAGGAAGUGGACAAGUUCAAGACCAGAGCUAGAAAGUACGAUGCCUAUACUGAGAGACUCCAAGAGGAGUUCACUCAGGACUACGCCUGGUUCUACAGCUACAAGAAACUGAUCUUAUUAGUCAAGAUCAAGGUUGCCAACAUCAAGCUGGCUCAAAUCGAGCAGCUCUUUACCUAUGACAAGGGUCUUGAUAACGGCCGUUCGUGGUUCAAGCACGUUGUCUUCGCUCCUGGCAUCAACACCGGUUACGCCGGUGCCCUCCUCCCCGGUCUCACCGAGGCCAUUGAUGCUCGCGACCCCUCCGCGAUCCUCAAAUGGGCUACUAUCAUUCGCGCAAGCGUCACCUCAGUCAACGCUCUCGUUUCCAAGUAG
Sugiyamaella lignohabitans is the source of this 2487-nucleotide messenger RNA. It is a transcript of the gene VPS70, whose product is annotated as Vps70p. The coding region runs from base 1 to 2487 and encodes 828 amino acids. The transcript has a single exon. NCBI's taxonomy places the organism in Eukaryota, Fungi, Ascomycota, Dipodascomycetes, Dipodascales, Trichomonascaceae. Gene Ontology annotation, molecular function: carboxypeptidase activity. The record is from RefSeq and is a predicted model, not a curated record.